GGCUGCGCAUCGCUCAUCUUCCCCGCCACCGGCUGAAGGCUGCUGGACGGCGGACUGAACCUGCGGCUGGUGCUCGGAUCUACCGGAAUGCGCAUCACAACAAUGUCAGCAAAGAUGAGCAACAGCGCUGCGAGCCCCAUGACAGCGAACAGCAGCAGCAGCAGAUCCGGCAAGGCCACCAGCUUCAUUCCUGAGCUGCAGAGCAUGAUGUUUGCUCUGGGUGACUCUCGGAGGCCACUACAUGAGACCGCUGCCCUGGUGGAGGAUAUAGUGCACACACAGCUCAUCAACCUUCUUCAUCAAGCUGCAGAAGUGGCUCUCCUGAGAGGAGCUCGGGUCAUUUCACCAGAGGAGAUCAUCUUCCUGAUGAGGAAAGACAAGAAAAAAAUAAGGCGACUCUUCAAGUACAUGCAGUUCAGAGACUACAAAUCUAAAGUCCUGAAGACCAUCGAUGACGAAGACCUGCUGGAUUCAGACAAAUACAGCAGCAGCAGCAGCAAUGCAAACAAGAGGCAGCGUCUGGCGCAGGACUUCCUGAGCUCCAUUGACCAGACGGGGGAAUAUCUGACACUGAUGGAGGACGAUGAGCUGGAUGAGGUCAAGCAGGAGCGUCUAGAGAGAAUUGAGAAGAUGACCAGAAACAUGGACUCCAGUCAGUACAGUGAAUUCUGCGAAAGCCGCCAGCUGAGUUUCUCUAAGAAGGCGUCUAAGUUUCGUGAAUGGCUGGACUGCAGCAGUCUGGAUGUGAAGCCCAAUGCAAUGUCUAUGGAGAUCCUGUCAUAUCUGGCCUAUGAGACCGUGGCACAGGUUGUUGACCUUGCUCUGUUGGUUAAACAAGAUAUGACUCCCAAAACUGGUGAUCCGUUUCAGCACGCCAUUUCUGCAACUUACAUCCAGUACUGCAGCUCCUCGGCUGAGGCUUCGAGCAGCAAAAAGGAUUUGGAUUCUCCAGAUAACACCCCUCCAUCCACUCCGUCUGGCGCGGGACACCAAGGGAAGAUGCACUCGCUGGCGCAGGGCAAUGGUGGACCCAAUCAAGAUGCCAGCAGUAAAGCCAAACAGAGGAAGAGGAAGAAGAGCGCAGCAGCGUGUGUAUCAGAGACUCAGAGCAGUGCCAUCCAGCCAGCCCACAUCAGAGAGGCCAUCAGGCGCUACAGCCACAGGAUCGGGCCGCUCUCCCCCUUCUCAAGCGUCUACCGCAGGAACGGCAUGACUUUCCUGGCCUGCUGAGGUCAAUGAGAGAGCUGGACUCAACACUGCAGGACGACUGCGCUCAGUGUGUUUGUGUGUCAGUCUGUGUUUACAGCUCACAUCAACCUGAAUCACACACUUUUUUUUUCAUUUUGUGUUCAUUCUAGAUUGAUGUAAUACUCUAGUAGGAGUUUCCUCUUUUGUAAACCGCUUUAAUUUCCUACUUUUAGUCAGUUUUGAUAUGUUUUGCAUUAGAAUUGUGUCUUUUGUUGAUGAUGUGUAGAAGUAGUUCCUGCUGUUGUGUAAUGGAAACCAUCUUGAUUUUGGUAACACUUUACAAAUGUAAUUUUGUAUUGAGUUUGUUCAAUUUCGUUCACAUUUUUAUAUGGAAAAUCUUUAAAUAAAAAUAUGCUCUGUUCAAACUUA
Molecule: messenger RNA, 1617 nt
Organism: Danio rerio (zebrafish)
Lineage: Eukaryota; Metazoa; Chordata; Actinopteri; Cypriniformes; Danionidae
Source: RefSeq, a predicted model, not a curated record